AUGCUCUGAACCAGUACCUCAUCGACGCCUCGAGUGGCAUGCUCCAGCUUUCGACUCCAGCCAGCCUCCACGAAGGUCUAUGACCAGUCAGGCCGGGUACGAAUUAGGUCCCGAAAGGCUACUGAGCAUGCAUGCUUUCGGAAGGGCCAUUGCCGGCUAAUGUCCGAGACAACUCCGACCAGACUGAAUCCUCCGUUGUAUCAUCCUUCUCAUUACAUCUAUAUAAACGCCGUGUCAGCAUACGGCCUGUAUAGACGACACACAAUCUCAACACCAGUCGCCUGGCCAUCACAUAGAUCUGAAAGACCCUCAGCGAGCCGUGAGACUUUGGCGUUACGGGCCCACAUUCCGUCAGAUUAUCCACUCUUCCCUCUCAACACUCUACUAUCGUCUUUAUCUGGUCCUAUUGAAUGACCAUGAGCAACAAAUUCAAUGUCCUGAUUCUGGGAGCUGGUCGAAUAAAUUUUGGCUCGACCGAGGCCUCCUGGGCUCAUUCCCUAAGGCUCGAAAAGAAACUGGGACCGGCGCUCAACGUUGUCGGUCUGGUCGACAUCAACGUGGCAUACGCCGAGAAGAUCAUCGCCUCCAAGCGGGCUAUUGAGGGUCUGGUCGGCUACGAACAUACCAAAGUCUUCAAGACGGUCGCUGAUGCAGAGGCCGGUCUAAGCGAAGAAGAGAUGCCAAAGCUCGUGGUCAAUGGUCUUCCUGCCAACUAUAGAGGCACGACGAUCCCGAAUCAUGAUCUGGAUGUUCAGGUCGCCAAGCUCUUCCCUACCGCCGCGCAAUUCAUCGAGAAACCCAUCAGUGCCGGUUCACUCGACGAUGUGACACAAGCGAACGAGGAGCUGCAGAAGGGUGGCCUGACGAGCGUCGGGUACAUGCUACGAUAUCUUCAAGCUGUAACGGAGAUGAAGAAAAUCAUCGCAGAGAACAACCUCACGGUGAUGUGUACUCAAGCGACAUACCUCAUGGCGUACAAGUACGCAGGUCUUCGAGACGAGAGCAUCGACUACUGGGAUAUGAACGGGGAGCUUGGCCCUAUCGUUGGCCAAGGGACACACCUUGUCGACCUCUCGCGCUACUUUUGCCCUGACCCAGUCCACGACUCGAUCCGUGUACAUACGGUGGAAGCUUCGGACAAACCAGGAAAACUGUCCCAGUUGACUAUCAAAGCUGAAUCUGAGCUGCCGGCCGAUCGAAAGAUUCCACGAAUCACUAAUGCUAUUUGGAGGUACGAGAGUGGGGCCACUGGUAGUAUCAUCCAUGGGACGUGCAUCCACGAGGGAGACUACGACUGCGAGCUCGUUGUAUUGGCCGAUGGUUGGAAAUUACGCUUGGUUGAUCCUUAUGGAGUCGCGCCGAGGUUGUAUGUCCGACGACCCGGCACGACAUCAGAGACCAUGACAGAAUUCAAGAACGACGAUCCGUACUAUAACGAAUUCUCGGACCUCGUGGAUGUUAUUCAAGGCAAAGCGAAUCAGUCGGCGGUCCGCUCGACGUUCACAGACGCCAUGAAGACGUACAAGUUUACCUGGGCUAUCAGAUGGGCUGGAGAAGUAGAGGCUCGAGCCAGAGGCGCUCGUCAAUGAGUGUGGCGAGUGUGUCAUGCUGCACCAAGCUC
This is a messenger RNA of Kockovaella imperatae, 1621 nucleotides long. Its product is annotated as putative oxidoreductase C terminal-domain-containing protein. The transcript has 10 exons. Lineage: Eukaryota; Fungi; Basidiomycota; Tremellomycetes; Tremellales; Cuniculitremaceae. The record is from RefSeq and is a predicted model, not a curated record. The coding region runs from base 411 to 1589 and encodes 392 amino acids.